AUGGCAAUCGAUAAGACUUGGGUGACCAUGAGAAAUCGUAAGGAUCCAGCUUACUGGGAAGGUCUCCAAGUCUUUAUGGAACUUGCGUCUAAACACAAGGAUUGUGACGGAAGAAUUUUCUGUCCUUGUGUUAAAUGCAAGAAUACUAGAUUGCAUCCUUUGAAUACUGUGGAGGCACACAUCUUUACAAAGGGUUUCGAGAGCAGCUAUGAGAGGUGGAUUUACCAUGGGGAGCCAGAUGAACCUGUCGAGGCUAACAUCAAUGUCGAUGCGGAUGAGAUGGCUGGUGUCAUUGAAGAUUUCUUCCCUCCUAUAGAUGACGACGAAAGAGCUGGUGAUGAUGAAAUGCAGAGGGGUCAGUAUUAUGAUGACAUGUUUGAGGAGAUUGAGGCAGAGUUGUAUCCUGGUUGCGAUUGGAUAUCGUCCCUCAACUUUAUAGCAAAGUUGAUGCACUUAAAAAAUUUGGGAAAAAUACCAAAUUAUAUCUUUGAUGAAUUGUUGAAGUUGUUGAAGUUUGCAUUUCCGAAGGAGAAUAAAAUUCCUGCAACACACUAUGAGGCGAAGAAGAAAUUAGGAAAAUUAGGAUUAGGGUACGAAUCAAUCCACGUGUGCGUGAACAAUUGUUGUUUGUUUCACAAUGAGCAUGCCUCGAAAGAUUUUUGCCCGGUGUGCGGGACCAGUAGAUGGAUUAAUGAGGAGACAAGCGGAAAAAAAGUAGCGCAUAAAGUGAUGCGCUACUUUCCGUUGACUCCUCGAUUGAAAAGAUUAUACAGUUCAAGACAUACAUCCAAAGAGAUGGUAUGGCAUCGUACUGGUCGUGUGAGAGAAAAUGGUGUUAUGCGUCAUCCUGUUGAUUCUGCCGCGUGGAAAGACUUUGACUCCAGACAUCCUGAUUUUGCAAGAGAUCCUCGGAAUGUUCGCCUAGGCUUAGCUGCUGAUGGAUUUAAUCCUUUUGGCAACAUGAGCCUCUCGUAUAGUAUGUGGCCUGUAGUGUUGGUGAAUUACAAUUUGCCACCUUGGAUGUGUAUGAAGGAUAACAAUUUCAUGUUGAGUCUCCUUAUUCCCGGACCGAAGUCACCUGGUAAGGACAUGGAUGUCUUUUUAAGGCCAUUGGUGGACGAGCUAAACGCAUUGUGGACUCAGGGUGUUGAAACAAGAGAUGCUACAACCAACUCAAUGUUCAACAUGCGCGCAGCUCUUCUUUGGACAAUUAAUGAUUUUCCUGCCCGUAGUAGCUUGUCCGGAUGGAGUGGACAGGGAUAUAAAGCCUGUCCUACAUGCAACGAGGAUACUACUUCUAUUCGAGUGAUUGGUAAGACAUCUUAUGUUGGUCAUAGACGUUUCUUGCCAUCCAAUCAUCGUAUGAGAAAAGACCGUGAAUUUGAUGGAAAUGUUGAGAAGAGACCUCCGCCAAGACGAUUUACUUGUUCUGAAAUAUUAGAACAAGUGAAUGCUCUAUCUGAACGUGCUCCGGGGAAACGAAAAAGAGGCGACAUUGAAAAUAACUGGAGGAAAAAAAGUAUUUUUUAUGAACUUGAGUAUUGGAGUGCAAAUGAGUUGAAACACAACAUCGAUGUUAUGCAUGUUGAGAAGAAUGUUUGUGAUAGUAUCCUUGGCACUCUCUUGGAUAAUGACAAGUCUAAAGACACCACUAAUGCAAGACAAGAUUUGAAAAAUAUGAGAAUUCGUCAAUCCUUAUGGAUUUUCGAAGAUGCUCGUAAAAGAUUGCUAAAACCACAUGCCCCUUAUGUGUUAACUGCUAAUGAUAAGCAAUUGUUUUGUAAAUUUUUGAAGGACGUUAAAUUGCCAGAUGGAUUUUGUUCGAACUUGAAGAAGAAAGUAACUAAUGACAAUAUUGUUGGAUUGAAAUCCCAUGAUUGUCAUGUCAUAAUGCAAAGGUUACUUCCAGCUUGUAUUGGCAAGUUUUUGUCGAAGGAAGUAUCAAGCACCAUUAUAGAAUUGUGCAAUUUUUCAAAAUUUUAUGUUCAAGGACAUUGA
Molecule: messenger RNA, 1998 nt
Organism: Cannabis sativa
Lineage: Eukaryota; Viridiplantae; Streptophyta; Magnoliopsida; Rosales; Cannabaceae
Exons: 1
Coding region: 1-1998 (665 amino acids)
Source: RefSeq, a predicted model, not a curated record